This is a messenger RNA of Lethenteron reissneri (Far Eastern brook lamprey), 3208 nucleotides long. It is a transcript of the gene METTL6, whose product is annotated as methyltransferase 6, tRNA N3-cytidine. The record is from RefSeq and is a predicted model, not a curated record. NCBI's taxonomy places the organism in Eukaryota, Metazoa, Chordata, Hyperoartia, Petromyzontiformes, Petromyzontidae.
CCGGGUCCACGUGGGCGGGACACGACGCACGUGUGCGGCCUGCGGCUCCGCGGCCGUGGAGCUUCUCUGCGAAGCAAUUAACGCGCUGGUGGUGGCCAAUUAGCGAGUGUCCAGCCGCUGCUUUUGCUUUGUGGUGGUGGUCGCUUUACAAGAGCCUCCUCCUGGGCGGCGCGUCUCGUCGGUCGUGGGGAUGCGUUGAUCGUCGCUGGCUGGUCACGUCAUGCUGGCUCGAGAAGCAGAGGCGGCGGCAGAAGCGGCAGCGCCCGCCCAGGCGAGGGCGUGCGGGGUUCGGCUGCUCUCCCCCGAGGAGCGGGAGAGGCUACAGCGCGACUCGGCGCUGGUGGCCGAGUUCAAGCAGACCAAGCUCGAGCAGGAGGCGCGCAGGAACUGGGACCUGUUCUACAAGCGGAACUCGACACGCUUCUUCAAGGACCGCCACUGGACGACACGCGAGUUCCAGGAGCUCAGCGCCUGCAGAGAGAGUGAAAACCAGAGGCUGGUGAUCCUGGAGGCUGGGUGUGGAGUUGGGAACUGUCUCUUCCCACUCCUCGAAGAGGAUCCCAACAUCUUUGUCUACGCGUGCGAUUUUUCUCCACGUGCCGUUGACUUUGUUAAGAGCAACCCCUUGUACAGUAAAGAGCGCUGCUUGGCUUUCCAGUGUGACCUCACGCAGAAUUCCCUCGUGGAGAAUGUGCCGGAAGGGACGGUAGACGCGGUGACACUCAUAUUUGUCCUAUCUGCUAUCCACCCCGACAACAUGGAUGCAGCUCUGCACAAUAUCUACAAGGUGCUGAAGCCAGGAGGACGCGUCCUGUUCAGGGACUACGGUCUGCACGACCACGCCAUGCUGCGAUUCAAGCCUGGCCACAAACUCUCGGAGAACUUCUACGUCCGUCAAGAUGGAACCAGGGCAUACUUCUUUUCAGAUGACGUUGUGGAAAAACUCUUCAUCGGUACGGGCUACGUGGUGCUGGAGAAUGAAUAUGUUGUGCGCAAGACUGUCAACAUCAAAGAGGGCCUGAGUGUGCCCAGGAUUUUCAUUCAGGGGAAAUUCCAAAAACCCUCAGGAGAUGAACAUAAACCUGCUUCGUGAUUGCUCGUGAUACUUCACAAUAGAGUGGGGCUCCUGUGCGGUCAACUACAACUGUACGCUGCUGGACUAAAGUCUCCCUGCACCUUUGCCUUCACACAAUCAAACUCUCUCCGGCACAAACUGAUCUUAAUGCUCCACUUCCGUGCUGCACGUCCACUUAUGGAUCAUGAGUCGCCCUGUACACUCCAAAUGCGGUGCAGAACGUGACAUAGUUCAUAAUCACCAACAUUACUACCACCACCAUUCUCAUCAUGAACAUAAUCCUCAUCCACAGUGGUCUACCCACAUCUGGACAAAGGCCUUCCCACCCCCAUCGCAAUUCCUUUCAGUGCAGCGAUACCGCACUUCAUCUCACGCCUGCACGUGAACCCAUCUUCUCGCUCCACCUCCUCAGUGGUCAACUUUGGUGUUCCCCUUUGCGUACCGAAAAUGGCGUGCUAAUGCACAGCACAGCUGGAGACCGAAGAUGUCGUGAGGGUUGGUUAGAGAUAUCGCCUCUAAGAUGCAAAAUUGGGAGAACCCCACAAAAGGCCCAGACCAAAUUUUCUCUGACGGCUGAACGAGUGCAGAGGAGACCAAACAGCCACCGUUAAACUCGACAGAUUCCGGUCACUAUUUCUACAUAUUUGUCCUUCCCCCACACCUCUGAUUGGCAGGGUUGGCUAAGUCCCGUGCGAAAGAAGUUCAGCAUACUACAACAGGUAAGUAAACUCAGAUUAAAUUAUACAAUUCAAAUCUCGGCUGAAUUUGUCUUGGACAGCGAAAGUGUCAAUAUAACCAGGUUAUAGGGCAGGAGUCAAGGGCAAACAAAAGGGAGGAUGCAAUAGUUUGAGGCAAUUCGACACAAGUCAAAUAUGCAAGAACCGAAACUAACUGUAAUCAGCUGAGUACUUGGGUUAUAAACAAAUCAACAAGACCAGGAUUUAAAGGCAACCUGGUCUGUGCUCGCGUCUUCACCCCAGCCUGAGGUGCCAUAUCUAGGCGAGAUUCGGAGUCCAUAAAUCCAUGCAGGCAUUCGCUUCAUUGCAUUUGUCUGAGCAGCUCAAAUUAAGUAGCCCCGACUGCCUCCUGGUAGUUGGUGGCAGUAGAUCCAGAAACGCUCUGCGAGUCCUCAUUGCUCUUCAGGGGCAACGUGCACUUCCUCAUGGCUCAUUCCUACUGCUCGUGGUGGCCCGUUCGUAAUGCUGGGGCAUGCGCCUCGCCAUUCGUUCAUGUUGAGAUAAUGUGGGCGAUGCUCCACAAUUGUUUUCCACCGUAAUUUGUAUUUCAGAUAUGGGUAUCGCUGGUGGAGCAUUUAAUGAUCUUCCCUAGUUGCCCUGAAUUAGUGCUGGUCCUUCAAUUGCUGACAUCUGUACGGCCAUAGGACAGGCAGGGCACUAACUACGCACAAAGCAGAUCAUGCUCAAGCUAAUUGGGACACUGCCCAGCCACAGUGCACAUCAAUAUUACCAUCAUAUCAUCAAACUCCACCAUCGUCACUACCACCAACAUCGAUAAUGCAUUGUAAGACUCUCAAACGCGGUGGCAGGAGAAAUUUUCCGCCACUUUCAUGCGACUCCUGUUAACUGCAAAAUCGCCGUGGAUAAUGAGUUUCCGUUAACAGAUUGCAGCGGCGGCUAAGUUACAGGCCAUAGGUUUGUGGAUAAGAAUAGCUAUUUUAUUUAACAUUAUUUUUAUAAUAAUUUUUGCAAUGCUGUUCAUUAUAAAAUACAUGGUUUUACCAUGAAGCACACUCGAGAAUGGAUAUGUUAAGUACUGUAUUGUUACUCGUUCUAAAGUCUUGUUUGCACAAUGUUAAUUGGGAGAUGUCACGGAAAUGCUUUGAAUCAUGCAAGGAGAAAAUGGCGUAAAUGUAUACGUUCAGCUAAGAUGAGAACAUUGCCUGAUUACAGCAAGAGAUGUCUGCUACGUAGUAGCUCGGUGAUACAAUUACAAGGACAACACGAGAAAUACUAACCGUAAACUUUAAUUGAAAUGACUGAAUGCUCCUAUGAAGCAUAUCAUUUGUACAGAAUACUAUUCAGGAUUUAAGCUGCAAGAAUAUUUCAAGAUGUAACAAACAUUUUUUACACUGUUUAGGCAUGCAGCAACGCAAAAUAUAUAAACAAAAAUUCC